Messenger RNA from Eleginops maclovinus (Patagonian blennie), 5009 nucleotides. Its product is annotated as protein tweety homolog 3-like. The coding region runs from base 530 to 2194 and encodes 554 amino acids. Gene Ontology annotation, molecular function: intracellularly calcium-gated chloride channel activity; volume-sensitive chloride channel activity. Gene Ontology annotation, cellular component: plasma membrane. The record is from RefSeq and is a predicted model, not a curated record. Lineage: Eukaryota; Metazoa; Chordata; Actinopteri; Perciformes; Eleginopidae. The transcript is spliced from 15 exons.
UUGAGAGCUGCCGCAAAGCCCCGUCCUUCAGGGCUUUUUAAACACCGUGUUUGCUUCACGCUCCAACAAUGCCAUCCAAUUGAGUCGCCGCAGCGCAGCGCUUCUUUACGCACUGAACCCGCCGUGGGAACAGCACCGACCAGCAGCACAACCCGUCAUGUUUUAAGGGAGAAACACGACGACGUGAACGAAAUUAAAGAAGAUAAGAGUGUUAUUUAACCCCUAGUCUGCCGUGGUAUUGUUGCUCUAGCGGGUCUCUCGGUGAAAUGAGAGCAGACCGGGUAGUCGGUUGUGUUUAAAUGCGGUUGCAGCCUCUUGCUUGGUUCGGCCGCGUUGAUGCAGCAGCGCACGGCUGUGGGGGUUCAAAUCCACCACCGGAUCCGGGAAGACAAUAGGUGAAAUAAACGCCGGCCUGGACUCUCCCAAGACGCCACUAAACGAGAGUCUGCAUCCGCUUCGGCUUCACUAGUGUCCGUGUGAGGUAUUGCUUUAGAGGGUGGAGUGACAGCCAGCAGGUUGCUGGAUCACGAUGGCCGCCGUGGUGAACUACUCUCCGCCCUGGUGGGUGAAUCUUCUCCACCGGUUGCCUCACUUCAACAUCGAAUUCCAGGUGGUGAGCAGUGACUUCAGACCGGAGGACGCUGAGUACCAGAAGUCCAUAUUGCUGCUGGGGUCUGUGGCGUUGCUGUGUUUGGGCCUGGACCUCCUCUUCCUCCUCUUCUACUCUUUCUGGCUCUGCUGCCGGAGACGUAAGAGGGACGACUCGUCUCACUCUCACACGCACUCCCAGCAGCCCAGCCCUGACUGCUGCUGCACCGCCUGGUGCGUCAUCAUCGCCACGCUCGUCUGCAGCGCUGGCAUUGCUGUGGGUUUCUACGGAAAUGGGGAGUCGAGUGAUGGGGCCAAUCGUUUGGCAUACUCCCUCCGUCACGCCAACCGCACCGUGUCCGGCGUGGAGAAACUGGUGUCAGACAGCGCCUUAGCCUUAAACCAGACGGUGGAGGAGAGCUUGGUGCAGUUGGAGACGGCCUUCCAGGAGCAGACGGACUACGUGUCCAUCGUCCAAAAGCUGCAGGGACAGCUGGACGAGCUGGUGCGGCUGAUGGUGGAUGUUCCCUUCUGGUCCAACACUGACAUCUCCCUGGAGGACUUGGCCCGCAAGACGGAGGCUUUCGAUUUUUAUAGGUGGCUGGGGUAUCUCGGCCUGCUGCUGUUUGAUGUACUCAUUUGCCUUCUAGUGCUCUUCGGCCUGAUACGCAACUCUAGAGGCACUCUGAUUGGAGUGUGUCUGCUGGGUGUUUUGACUCUGAUAAUCAGCUGGGGGUCUCUCGGCGUGGAACUGGCUGUCGCUGCUUCAGCCAGCGACUUCUGCGUCUCCCCGGAUACCUACAUCACCAGGGUAACCAAGGAAAAUGCUGUCAUCGACCAAGAUAUCCUGCAGUAUUACCUGAGGUGCAGCCCUGGUCAAAUCAACCCCUUCCAGCAGAGGCUGUCAGGGAGUCACAAAGCAUUGGUGGAGAUGCAGGAUGAUGUGGCAGAGCUACUGAGAUCAGCAACACGUGAUUUUGCCAACACCAAGGGGAGUCUGGAGCAGAUCCAGUCCGUGCUGAACUCCACCGAGGUCGGUCUCCACCAGCUGACUGCCCUGGUGGACUGUCGCAGCCUACACAUGGACUACGUUCAGGCGUUGACCGGGCUGUGUUACGACGGGGUGGAGGGCGUCAUCUACCUGGUUCUCUUCUCCUUUGUCACCGCUCUGAUGUUCUCCUCCAUUGUCUGCAGUGUGCCACAUACCUGGCCUGGCAAGAGGACGGAUGAGGAAGACGGAGAGGACGAGUCGGGCGCCUCACGAGGCGGUGUGCACGAUAACCUGUACCGCGUUCACAUGCCCAGUCUCUACAGCUGUGGCUCCAGCUACGGUAGCGAAGCUAGCCUGCCCGCUACAGCCCACACUGUCAGCAAUGCCCCCGUCACUGAAUACAUGAGCCAGAACGCAAACUUUCAGAACCCUCGGUGUGAGAACACCCCCCUGAUUGGCAGGGAGUCCCCUCCACCCUCUUACACCUCAAGUAUGAGAGCAAAGUACCUGGCCACCAACCGACCUGACCAGAACCGACGCUCCGUUCCCAACGACCAGCUGGACCCUGGCAGCCGGCCUCAUCCCACUGCCCGACCUCAGUCCUCGGUCCACUAGAGACCAGAACCCAUUACUGCCUAACUCCAGUUUCACAGCCAAUAACAGGAUCCCACUCACCAGAACUCAAGCAGAACAGAGCGUUUAAUCCCAGCAGUUUGUCAGAACUCAUCCACCCGCCAACGGACUGCAUUUUGAAGGUCUACAUCUCACACAAAAUAGCCCAGAAGUUAACAAGAACGAGCCCUCGUCUCUUCUCCACAACUGCUCGUUCCACCACUGCUGUGAUGGAUGAGCCCACAUUACCCACAAUGCACAGCAACUGAAGCGCCUUGGCAGUUUCUUCUUCUACUUUUCAAUUCUCUCCCCCCUCUACUGGGAUCCGUCUACUGCCCUCCAGUGGAGACCGCUCCCACCUUAUUGAGACACCUUUCAUACAGACCACACACACACACACACACACACACACACACACACACACACACACACACACACACACACACACACACACACACACACACACACACACACACACACACACACUGUACAGACCUGUAAAUAGUAAACGUGUGCUUUACUCUGAUCUCAUGAGAAGUAGACUGUUGAAUCAUUACUGGUAAUUUGGUAUCAUGGACAUUCUAGCUGUAUCUUUCUCGAACACACACACACACACACACACACACACACACACACACACACACACACACACACACACACACACGCACGCACGCGCGUACAUAUGAACACAUAAAUAGAAGCACACAUCUGUAUAAAUAUUAAGCCAGUGAAUUAGAAAGCCAUGUUUAGGAAAGAGUACCACCACUUUCUGUUUAGCUUAACAUUGUCAUCUAACUAAGACUUGAAUCGUGAGCUUGAAAAGUGUUCACACCUCUCUCCGUAUUUGUCAACAUGCAGUACACGUGUCGAGCAAUGCAUUAUGAACAUGAGCCAGGAAACGCUGUUGUGGAACAACUGUUUGGAAUUUCGGAAAGUGGAGCGAGAGACACACGAAGGCUCCACCUGUGCCAAAAAACUCUGAAUAAUGAGGGAUGCCUUCAUUCUGUCCUCUUCUUCUACUGCCUCCUUAUGUCUCAAAUAAGAGGAACAAACUCAUGUGGAAUGUUUUCCCUCUGACUGUAAAUAAAAAAAGGGACAGGAAAGACACUUGAAAAAGAAAAACGAUGGACAGAAAUGGAAUAAAUCUCACUGAAAAAAUAUUGCGACCACACGUUUGCCAGGUGCUAUGUACGACGGUCAAAGUCCUAGAAGACGGAUCGGGACUGAGGAGCGACGGAAACGUUUUUCUAUUACUUUAAUGUUUUGUUUUAAUUCAGGGAUAUAAUAAGGAAAAAGAGCAGUAACAUUAUAAGAGCUUUCCAUUAUUACUGAAUGGAAAUUGUGUCCUGAAUCCUGAAAAGAAAACCAUGUCCCUGAUUAUUAAUGUUACGUCAAAGUGUUACAAUUGAAGGAAAGUGGGUGUUUUUUUUAAUGUUAUAUCAUAAGCUGAAUUCAGGAUGUGAUACUGUGACCAAGUCGUGUUCUGUUCUUUCUUUCUUCCUGUGCUUUUAUUUUGUUAACUGGUGACCUUGGACUGACCUUUUCGCCACCAGUAGUCCCUCUUUACUUUAUUUUUUUAAACCCACAAGCACAAAUUCUCUUCAAGGUGACUUUACGAGCUGGAGAAGUAAAACGCACUGCCAGUGGUUUUCCCCUCCCGCUCUGUGUACAGUGUAUAAAAACUGUAUUUGUGAAGCCGUGUGUGUGACAUCACUGCUGCGUGAUUGGCUAUUGCUCUAUCUCAGUGUUGCUGUGUGUAAGUACAGUGGUCAGUGUGUGUGACUGGCAUCUAGCCUGAGUCAUUUCUACACAGACGCCGCGCAUGCCCUCAUACGCACACAUCGAAAAACACACACACAAACACACAUGCUGUACAGACAUUCAAUAAACACCAUGGUUUCUUUAAAAAAAAAUCCAUCUUUCCCUACUUUUGUCCUGUUUACAUCACAUCUAGAGCUGUAGUAACUGCACAUCCUCCCACAGCUGUGACAUCACACUGAUUUGCAUUAUGGGUGAUGUAGUUUGUUCAGAGAAACCUGGAAUUAAGUCAAAUCUAAGUGAACAUUCAAACACUUUUCAACCCCUAUUCCUGUACAGCAUUUUAAUAUUUUAUUAUUAAUCAAUGACCACUUCUCGUAUUGGCGAGACAAUCUUACAUGUGUGAUUUUACUAGAAAGAAAAUGUCCAUGUUAUGGUAACAAUGCUACCUAUGGUCUAGUACUUUACAGUGUUUUUUGCACCAUAAAUGCAAACAGUGUUAAGAUCUGUGGACUAGUCACUGAUUAAUGGCCUUUCAUAAUGUUUUUAAACUCUUACAACACUCUCUCAUAUCACAACAUGUUUGUUUUUUUAUGUUCCUCUUGUCUUGUAAAAAUCCAACUUUAAAGAUAAAAUAAUAGCUAGCUGUUUUGUAGGAGAAUAAAGGCAAGAGCAGCGGUUUUCCUCUCUUAUUAAUGGUGAAUGACUCUCUGUCUUGCAAUGUUUUAAUAAAACUAUUCCAGUGUAAUCUGCACACCUGACUUUAAGUUGUAUUUGAAUUCCUGUGUGAAGCUUUUUCUGGAGUUUAAACACCCGGUUACAGUCUGGUCCACGCUCAUGUGUAAGAGUCAGCGAUGUUUGUGUGUGUUUGUGGUAUUUACAGGAUUUCAAGUACACCUGCUGUCCAGAUGUGACGGACAAACAAUGUUUUCUAUGGCUGUUUUUAUUUUCUGAUGGUUUAACUAAGAUAUUAAUGAUGUACAUGUCAAAACUGUGGUAAUGAUAUCAUUCAGCCUGGAAUAAAUGUUUUAAAAAAGGAAUUAAAGCAACUUUAACGUAC